GGUGCAUCUGCGCAGCUGUGAGGCUGGGCAGAGAAAGGAUCCGCCGCACAGACUCGACCUCUGGAUUGAUCAAGACGAAAGAUGUCGUUUGCCAGCGACCGACUCUACAACACGUACAUCAGGAGGAACCUGCCUACUAUCGCCACCACGGUGAAAGUGCGAGAAGUGAUUGUCCAUCUGCCCUGCCUGACGUCCCACGACCGGGAAAACAUAGAAGCCAAGCGGGACAACAACGGGAAUCACGAUGCCAUGGUGCUUCUGAUGGAAUGCCUGAAGAGACGGGAGAACUGGCCGGAGCAGCUCAUCCAGGCUCUGGAAGCGUGUGAGCACGUCAGCUUGGCAGCAGAGGUCAGGGCGGCGUACGGCGCCCUGACUGGAGUCAACUACUCCAGCGCCGUCUGCCCUCCAACAACGGUUGUCAGAGCGCACGUCCAUCCGGUACCGGCUGCCGGUCCACCCGCCGUCCCGGACAGCGGAGCGAGCCACCCCGCUGCAGUUGCUCCGCCUCCUGGGGUUCCUCCAGUCCCUGCAGAGCCAGCCAUCCAGUGUCCAUCCCCGCUGCAGAACACUGCAGAACCCCACCCUCCUGAAGCUCAUCUGUCAACUCCAACUGUAGUUCCACCUACUGUAACCCCUCCACCUUCUCCUGAGACCCCCCAUGCUCUGCAGGCUGCUGCUGUGCCACAGGAGGACAUGCAACGAGUGCCAGAGGAGAACUCGGAGAGCCUGGAUGAGGUGGGUGACGAUGCCAACCCGCAAAACAAAGAGGGAGCCACACCUCAACCCCCAGGCAGCAGGAAUGACGACCCCACCAUGAGUCCCACCACCACCCGAGUACAGCUGGGAGCCAGACAGGGAUCCUGUGUUCCCCCACUGACUCCAGAGAAGUCCCCGGUCCAGGACUCCUCCCCCCCAGCCAUCCCAGCACCCUCGGCUAAGGUUUUCCAAGCUGUACAGGCUGUCGACAGCAGCCCUCAGACAGAACCUGCAGCUUCGUUUGGUCCUCCUGUUGGGACGCCCCCCCCUCUUGAUGAUGAUGUGUGUCUCAGUAAACCAGGUCAACUGGUCAGCGUCGCACCACAAAGCAGUGCCGGGCCUGCCGUCCUCCCCAGCAGCCCGGAUGAACCCUUCAGCGGCGGCAGCGACCGUCUGGAAAUCAGCGAGGCUGCCCCAGACGCUGUGGCCCCCUCUCAGGCGCCUGCUGCUGGGGGGUCAGUAGUGGAACUUCCAUGCCAAGAGAACGGCGUUGCUCUUGACCUGCACGAACCUGAAGAGAAUCAUUACGAGUCGCUGUGUUCCAGCAUGGGGGUGCUGGAGAACGUGGUGCAUGUGUCCCAAGAGCCCUCCCUCCCUAAUCUGAGCGGGCAGACCUCCUGCUCCCCCCCGCAAAGGAAAGAAGCGGGAAAAGGAGUCACCUCUGCAGCUGACGAGGCUCUUUCAGACCCUGCCAAGGCUAAAGUUUCUCCUGAUCUCCAGACAGCAGGGGCCCCUCAGGCCCCCACCACCUGGGCAGCUCCUGGGUGGUACGCGCUGACUGCUGCAGCCGUGUGUUCAUGCGCUCUGCUGUUGGCCUGGAGGUUCAAGAAAAUGUGAAAAGCAGAAGUCAACUGGAGUUUGAGUGAGGGAUGGGGGGGUCUAAUGUUAGCACUAACCUGUAAAGCUACGUUCACACCGCCCCCAGCAACUCACGUCCAAGCGUCCGUUGUCAAUGAUAAAUCUUCAUAUACAUGCGCUUCACACAUAUCUAUGCAUGUUCUUAACGAGCAUUUUCAGGCUAAGUACAAAGCGCGUGGCCAUUGAGUGGAGAGUUAAACCAGGUUGAACUUUGACCAAUCAGGGACUUGGAUUUGGUAGUGGCGUAUGGAUUUGGUUUAUGAACCCAGACAUGACAACAACCAUGACAACGUCAGUACGAAGAUAAACCAAGUCGCCUGGCCUGACGGUAAUCCAUGUCCAUCAUGGUGAGGAUGUCAGAUAGCUUCACGUCUCUUCGUGCUUCUAGAAAAAGAAAAAAAGAAGAAGCCCCUCCCUGCUUGUCCAGUGUGAACACCAUGGGCUUAAGCAUUCAAGGUCGUGCAUCAAAAACCCGGUGUGUGCGUAGCUUCAGGGUGGAAUCUUAAGCUGCACACCUGUGCUGGGGGGGUCACCCCUUAGUCCUUCGCUCUUAAAGUCCUUAAACCAAGCUCUGCCUUCAUUUUGUAGGGGAGGGGGGCUAUGUGGACCCUUCCUGUAACUGUGGGGUUUCCACUGUAACUGUGGAGGUAAUCGGUGUCUUUGGGGGCUGCUAUAUUUAUUUGUAAAUAGGCAUUCACUUUCCUCUAAGUGCACAGCAACGUCUUAAAUGAGGGCUGGCUGUUCUUGUAUGCGUCUGUCGUGUAGGUUUCUGCUGACCAACAGAAUUUCACGUGGGAGCUUUUAGAUAGACGUGUUUAAAGGGUCCUGCUGUUCUGAAUUUAAUUCUUUGGACUGAGUCGGUGUGGCAUCAUCUGUAGAAAAUGACUUCCAACAAAAUGAAGUCGAUUUGUUUGCCUUUUUUCUGUGUGUGUUGCCAUGUUGGAACCAGAAAUCGUCAGUAAGCAGUGAUUAGUCUGAGUCCACGUUUUGUGGCAACCGCUCUUCCACCGGGGGAGAGCUUGUUGGACGUCCACACCCCUACAGGCCACAGAAAACGGUCGGUCAAACGUUUCAACCGUUGGCCGUAGGGGCCAGCGGACACCACGAACAUCAAGAACGUGUUCAAAAUGUAUGGGAGCAAGAAUGUUUAUUCUGACCAAUAGAAUAACUGAGUAAUAGGUGUUUAUUUCUCCAUAGAAGUCUAUGGGAUUUUGGCUUUUGGAGCCAGAAGUAGUUGGAUGGGGUUUCUAAGUCCAGUUUUCAUCUACAAAUGGGUGUUAAGGUUGACAUUUCAUAAACAGCUUUGUGUAGAGAACUCGACUGAUCUGAAUGAAUUUGCACACUUUAAAAUUUUGUAUUCCUGGGGGGUGGGGGAUAUUGUCAGUCAUAUUUUUGUGUGAAACUUGUUCAAAUCUUUGGCACUUGUAGCCUUGGGCUGAAUCAAUCAAUUGUUAAUCAAAUAAAUUUUAAAAAAUAAA
Molecule: messenger RNA, 3092 nt
Organism: Oryzias latipes (Japanese medaka)
Lineage: Eukaryota; Metazoa; Chordata; Actinopteri; Beloniformes; Adrianichthyidae
Gene: mavs
Product: mitochondrial antiviral signaling protein
Source: RefSeq, a predicted model, not a curated record